Molecule: messenger RNA, 3429 nt
Organism: Drosophila willistoni
Lineage: Eukaryota; Metazoa; Arthropoda; Insecta; Diptera; Drosophilidae
Product: autophagy-related protein 13 homolog
Exons: 1
Coding region: 367-1959 (530 amino acids)
Biological process (GO): piecemeal microautophagy of the nucleus; protein localization to phagophore assembly site; autophagosome assembly
Cellular component (GO): extrinsic component of membrane; phagophore assembly site; Atg1/ULK1 kinase complex
Source: RefSeq, a predicted model, not a curated record
UGUUUGCUGCACAAUUCAAUGGCGGACACGACAUCGCAAAGUAAAGCAAAACAUAAUAAAGAAAAGUGGGAGUGAAUAACGCAUAGAUUAAACUAAACAGAUGCUGAAAUUAAAAGCCUUAACCGAGUGGUAAUAGUGUUUUGAGCAAAAUGUUCGAACAAAUGUUAAAAUUAACAAGGCCACGUAGAUUAAAUUGAAAAAGAACAACAAAAAACUAAGACGGAAGUGUGAACUUUGUACGCUACUCUGUGUCUGCCAUAGUGCGUGUGUUUGUGUGUGUGUGUGUGUGUGCGCCCUAAAAGUGCAAGAACAACCAACAACAAAAACCAAACAAAGAAAGAAAAAACGAAUAGCUUGAAAUCAAAAAUGUCGACACAAAAACUAAAUGCAGCCGAAAAGGAUGUGGAGAAAUUUAUCAAAUUUCUAGCCCUGAAGACCACCCAGGUGGUGGUGCAGUCGCGUCUGGGCGAGAAAAUGGAAACGCAAUGCAAUCCCUUGGCUGGCAACGAUUGGUUCAACAUUGUGGUCGUCGAUCAUCCCGAUGUGUUGGACGAGACAAAAAAGGCGUUGGCCCUCAAGCAACAGGGAGCAGGCGGGGAGAGUAUACUCCAGCGUCUGCCUCUGUGUGUGGAAAUCUCGCUAAAGACAUCCGAAGGUGACAAAAUGAUUUUGGAGGUGUGGUCCCUCGACUUGAUACCAAAUGGUGGAAAUAGUGCGCAACGUGAAGGAGGCGAUGGGAAAGUAAGCGAAGGAACUGGAGGUGGAGACAACGAGGGACAAACUCUUAAAGCAGCACAUGCCAUAUACAAUAGAAUGAGUAUCAUGCUAAAGUCAUUGAUAUCCUUAACGAGGACAACGCCAGCCUACAAACUCUCGCGUCGACAGUGUCCGGACUCGUAUGGAAUAUUUUAUCGCAUUUAUGUGGACAGGCCGGAAGUGCAUACCCUAGGCGAGGGCCAUAAGAAUGUAAAGAUUGGUCAACUGAACACCAUAGUGGGCUCUUUGGUAAUGUCUGUGGCAUAUCGCACCAAAUUGACAAUUUCACCAACUGCCCAGCAGAAGGAACAGAAUCAGAUAAUUAUGCUUAAAUCGGAUCAUUUUCGUCCACAAAGUGCCACACAAAAUGACAGUAGUUCACCCACUACUCUGCCUGCCACAGGAUUACAGAGAUCGGCGGCCAAUGACGCGAAACGCUUCAUCGAUAUCGAGAAACCGUUGCGUCCCGGGGCCUUUGCCGAUACGGGUAAAUUGCGUCAAUAUACGGAAGAUGAUUUCGUUUUACCCGAAACGCCGCCAUUUGAAUGGUUACUCAAGGGUCGUGGCUCAUCAAUUGAAUCCCUCAAUCGCCUGGAUAAUCUCAACAAUCUGAACAACAACAAUUCGAAUACUUAUAAUCACAACAACAACAAUUCAACGGGCUUUAAGAGCUAUGAGAAGCCAAACGAGAGAAGCUGCAUGUCACCCAUCAAGAGUCUAUUAAUACCCGCCCCAACAACCUCCAAUGGUAGCGCCAGCUCCACCCUACAGAAUCAUCAUCAUUCAGAUCCUUCUCUAACCUCACCCAUCGAUGAUGAUGAUAAUCUUCUUAAAGAAUUGCAUUUUCCAUUCGCCUCGCCCACAUCGCAUGUAAAUGAUUUGGCCAAGUUCUAUCGGGAAUGCUAUCAUGCUCCACCUUUGCGCGGCAUCAACGAGUUGCAGGCAGAAGUCUCCUCAUCAUCCUUAUCAUCCAAUGCCAAUACACAACCUACAGCGAGUAGUAAUCCCACGGGCAUAGCUUGCGGAUCGUCUGCCUCAUCAGCCAUGUCAGCUGAUCCUAGUGCUAUGGAUGAUUUAUCCCGGCAGUUGGAGCAAUUCGAAACGUCGCUGGAGGAUUACGAUAAACUUGUCUCACAAUUUGGUCUAACUGGCUCCUCAUCCACGGGCAGUAGGAGCAGUGGUGGUCUCCAGAUGAGCAAUUAGAUCACAUAGACACCCCCAGAUAGAGAGCGAGAGAGAUUGAGAGACAAUUUGCUAAAUAAUAUUUAUCAUUUCUUUUCAUGUAUAUGCCAUUUCUGUUUAGUUCAAAAUUUAUAUAUUAUGAUGACAUAUGUAUGUACAUACAUAUAUAUAGGCUGCUAUGAUAUAAUUGUACAUAUACCAAAUAGUGUGUGAUGAGGAUGAUGAUAAGGAGAGACAGAGAGCAGAAAAUAUUGAAAUAAUCUGGAAGAAUGCCAAAAAGUUAACUAAUUCAACAACUAAACAGUAAAGCAAAAACUGAAUAUUCCCCAUUUCAAAUUCAUAAUAAUUUUUGCAUAAACUUUUGCACUACUUUUUAUUAAUGAAGCAUUUGUUUUCGUAUUCCGAAACCUAGUUUUAGUGGUUCGUUGAAUUCUAAUUGAUUUUCAUAAGUAAAUUUUGUAAUUCUCAUAAAAAUCUUUCAACGUCCUCGAAUAUUAGUCAUUUGGUUGUAGAACCGUGUCCCAGAUUUAAUAGACGUGAAAUUACGAAUCGGAAUUCAUAGCUAGCGCAUAUUUACUUCUGAGAAAAAAUGUAAAAACGAGAAAAAAAACUAGCAAAACAAAAGUUAAAUAAGUACUGCUUUCUUAUCUAACAAAGUCAAGGUUGAUCACUCCAACACUUUUUCAUACAUAUUUGUAUAUAGAAACUCUUCCAGAUUACUCUGUAGUCUCUCCUUGUCCUCACUUCUGUAUAAAACUAUUUAAGAAAGGGCUUGCAUUAAAAACCUAUUACUAAUAAUUGCUGAACAUAUUUGCUAUAUAGUUAAACAAUAAACAUAGGCAUUUCAAAACAGUCCCCAAAAAACAUACAUAUAUAUAUUUAUACAUAAGUAAAGUACAUAAACAAGUAUAGGCUUUAGUUCUAAGUUUUGUAAGUAUAUAAGUUAAAGUUGUGUCUUUAUACUUAUCUUAGCAGAGGGCUCUUGUCAAGUUUAGAAAUUCAAAGCAGCAGUUUAGCCUAGCCAUAGCCACAAAGUAAAAUACAGUACAUAAGAUACAAAUACACAUACAAAACAUACAUAUAUACUACUACAUAUUUAUAAGACUCGUAGCUGGUUUUUGUUUGUUUCGUUCUUCAAGUGCCUAUGAAAUAAUCAUUUUGUAUGUAUAAUAUAUAUUUAUAUAUGUAGGUAUAUGCGAUAGAUAUCAACAAUUGAUGAUAAAGUUUAUUACACAAAUGCUAAAACACAUUGGAGAUAGUAGCUACAACUACAUCCAUAUCAGCUGUAAGAUUGAUUCUUACAACCUAAGUAAAUGGUUGCCUUUGUUUUGUUGUCUUGUUUUGUGUCACCCCAAAUAUAUAAUAUUAAUUAUCAAUGAAAAUGUUGUAUAACAAAAUUGUUUUUUGAACUGAAAGUCUGUCAAAAGCAUAACGAAUUAUUUGAUGUAUAUAAAAAAAAAUUGUACGCUAUAUAGAUACAUAUAUUGGAUA